UCGUUGUUCACUAGAAGCUACUCAUGGUGGAGGCCAUGGCUAUUAGGUUGGAGACCAUUGCUAGUAACAAGAAGCUACUAGUUAGCUAUUUGCCACGGCUACAUAGUAAUGGCUACAUGCUAAAACACACGUGCCGAAAGAAAGACACGUGCCGAUUACCUACAUGUGACCGCAGCUGCGAAGAGGUCCCAUCUUUCUGGCCGUAGAUUGUGCAAAAGAGUGGGCUCCGGGACUUUCUCCGGGUGCUUCGAAAUACAUCAGAAGGCUUCGUUGAGAAGGUCGUUGUUUGAGGGAUUCACCAUGUGCAACGUGGGACCUUCAUUGUCAGAUGUCGAACAGAAGCUUCAGGAAGCGCAGAAGAGCAUGGCUGAGGCACUUGAGGAUUUUGAAAAGAAUGAAACGGCCAAGUUCCAUCAGAUCUACGAGUCCUUGCAAGACCUUUGCACCAAACAGUUCAAGCUCGAAGAAAACGUCGCAGCCAUUGAGUCAGAGAUGAGAACAGCUUUCAUGACACAGAUGGUCCCCAUGGUCAUGUGCCCACAGCUCAUGAGCCAGAUGCCGCUAAUGGGCAUGAAUGUCCCCAUGGGCGGCAUGCAGAUGAUCGGAAUGAACGGAGGCACCGUGAUUCCCGCGUUCCCGACCUCUCCCGGUGGAACCGCCGAAUCCGCUAUCGCCUUCAACAAGCUCUCGAACGGAACCGAGGUCCACACAGAACGGACCGAGCGGACCGAGAGCACGGAGGCCGAAACUCCCUCCAGCACCGCCAUGAAAGACGUGUCCUUCGAGAAAGAGAUGAAAGAGUCGGGGCCAAACGAAGAGAAGGUGACGAAUGAGUGAAGCAGAUGAUGUUGCAGCAAGAGUUGCAAGAAGUGUGGAUGUCAAGUGAUGUCAAGUAGUGAGAAUACGAUGUCAAAUGUGAUUGUAUAGUAGCAGAAUGCCAUGGAGUAGGCCACUGGGCCUCGUUUUGACAGCUCUCCAGAAGCUGUACCACUCCCUCUGGGCACUGCAAUUCAGGGUUGUGACUGAAGCGUCGAAACCGAAAA
Messenger RNA from Durusdinium trenchii, 1043 nucleotides. NCBI's taxonomy places the organism in Eukaryota, Dinophyceae, Suessiales, Symbiodiniaceae. The record is from the annotation of a GenBank genome assembly.